UAGAUUUUUGUUUCAUAGAAUAAUAUGAUACCAAAUUAAUGCCAAUCUUCAUUUCAAAAUAAAAGAAAAAUAUUGUUAAAAUUGUUAGUAUCGACUGAUUUACGCAUUUGUAAUUCAUAAAAUGAUUCCCGAUGCUUGGUCAAAGACUAUCAAUCACAUGUGAAAUGCAGCGAUCACCUGAUGGGUGAUGACACAAGCUCGCUUGCCACAACAGUGUUUUCAAGUCAGCGAGUAGGAACGGAGAAAGAACCGGGGAACUCAGCGGUCGGUAUCUGCGUUUUGGCGGCGAUCGGGUCAAGCUCGGCGGUCAUUGGAAGCAACUCACUCUUGUUGACGGCUGAGCUGAGCACAGUGGAACCUCUUAACUUUGUUCUACCCCUAAAUGUUUUCAUGCAUGGAUGGAAAAAUAGCACCCUUGACAGAACCAAACUUCUUCUGUUGGUGUGUGUGUCAAGUGUUCCUUGUGUCCUGUCCUGUCUGACCCUGUCCAAACGUUGACCUUUGACCUUAGUAUUGCUGAGCCAGGUCAUGGGGUUCUACGAGGAGAUUAGGAGGAUAGUGCUAUGGCUUCUUCAUCCAUUGAUCCUGCGCUACAGAAGAGAGGAACCCCCAGUGAGGAGUGAAGAUCAUGACUAUUGGUGUGAGGAUGACCCCCAAGAGAUUUUUGGACGGAGAACCAAUAGUGAGGUUUUCGGACAGGGAGAUAAUGGAUACAACACAUUCCGGAUCCCAGCCCUGGUCCAGCAUCGUGGGGUGUUCCUGGCCUUCUGUGAGGCCCGUAGGACAUCCUUCAGGGACUGGGGAGCUAGUAUGGACCUGGUCUUACGCAGAGGCAGACUAUGUGACAUCAGGGAGGCUGAUAAAGAGAUAGAAUGGGGAGAUAUACAAGUCGUUGCUUCUAUACCGGGCAAAAGGGCGAUGAACCCCGUACCAAUCGUGGAUGAGGACACAGACACCAUUAUCCUGGUCUUCAUUACAUUCCCAAUAGAACUAUCAGAGGCAGAUCUUAUCAGAGGUGACAAAUACCAACAGAAUCUCUAUGUAACAAAGAGUGUAGAUGAUGGACGGACAUGGUCAGAACCUUUGGAUAUUACAAGUCAAACACUUGGUAGAAUGGAUCCAGAACCACUCAUAUAUGCAUCAGGUCCAGGACAUGGUUUACAGCUGAAAUCUGGAAGACUCAUAGUUCCAGGUAACAUUCAUUGGAAAGAGAAACCACAGCCAGGUGCCACAGGUUGGUUGUCAGAGUUGAAGUGGUCAAUAUUGGAGUUCUUUGAUAGUUUUCAUGGUAGUAGGAAUUGUUCUAUUGUCCUCUUCAGUGAUGACGGUGGUGAUACGUGGCAGGUAGGAGGAAAGAUACCACCAGCUAAAGAUGAGUAUGGGGUGGAUAUACCAGCUAAUGAAUGCCAGGCUGCCGAGUUAGAAGAAGGCCAUGUUUAUAUCAACAGCAGAACCUGUGAUCCUCAGGCAACGCGUCAAGAAUCCUAUAGCAUCGAUGGAGGGAUCUCAUUCACCAUGGGUGAACUCUCAGAUGACCUAGAAGAACCUGGAUAUUUCCUUUCAAGAUGGAUACCUUCCAUUAAGAACUUUGGAGGGUGUCAGGCAAGUGUGAUGAGCUUUGAACCCCCGGAUCACAUUCCCAAACUGGAAAGAGAUGCCGAACGUUGGAUCAUCUUCUCCAACCCCGCCAGUCGCAACACACGUGUCAACAUGUCAGUGCGGUUUAGUCGCGAUGCUUGCCAGACAUGGAGUCCACCACUCUCGUUGAAUCCCGGUCCAAGCGCGUACUCCGAUCUCACCUGUUACCGGGUGAAGGAGAAAGCGACAGGGGAGAAAGCGCCAGGGAAGAAUAUCAUCAAGUUUGCUUGCCUCUAUGAGUGUGGUAGUCUUCAUCCGUACGAGAGAAUCGCCUUUCAGACCUUCUCAUUGGAGGAACUCACCGCUAACGCUCUACAUCCAUAGCAACAGGGACAUGCCCAGUCACCUACCCACCUAGCAACAAGCUCAGCUCGGUUUCUUCAACAUUGAAUGACUCGUUUCCCAGAAAAAUGACUUUUCAGAAUGAUUGCCUACAGAUCUACAGCAGAUAAGUCACAGGAAUCAAAUAGGAUGUUCUCAUCUUAGUUGGAUUAUGGUUAUCCUCUUUGUUGCAUUUGGAUCUUGGGAAAAGAUUCUGAAAUGUUUGUAUUAUUAGUGACCAGUAGCUAAAGCAUAUGCAUGAAAUUUAUUAGAAAUUGCCUCAUAUUUGGACAUUUCCUGACUAAUUUGCUCACGACCAAUCAGAGAGUAAAGUUUUCCGAGCUAUUUGCCAGGACCCAUGCUUUUACAGUGAAAAUUCCUCUGCUAGAAGGGUAUUCAAGGCUUAUAGUAGCUUAUAACAUCUGUCGGUGAAAUUACUGACAAAAGUAUCCUUGAAAUGCUUCCUUGUAUGUUGAUCCCAUUUCAAGCAAAUACUUGCAUUUCAGACAUUAAAUGCGUUUUCAAAAUAGUACUUUUAGUUGUUUAUUUCUGAAAGCUUGUCAUAUCCCAUGUCUUAUAGUUCAGGAUGCAAAUAAUGAAUGUUUAUGAGUGCAAUGGAAAGAAUACUUCAUGAGUUGAAAGAUGAAAUGAUCCAUUCAAACAGGCAUAGCCGAGUUGAAUGGAUCAUUAUUUCAUCUUUCACCGAAUAGAAGUAUUUUGUCAAUUGCACGAAUGAAAUGAACAUUCAUUAUUCGUUUUAUCGGACACCUAGAAAUAGAUUCUUGUAGGAAUUGGCAUUUAUUAAUUUGAAUGCAAAAGUGCAUUCAGGAUCAGCGCGAACAUUGUCUGUUGAUUUUCACAUAGUAAAACAUGUGGAGGUGCCGUGGCCGAGUGGUCUAAGGCGCCUGGCUAUACAUGUAAAGUUCGUGGUUCGAUCCCUGGUGGCGGCACCUAUGCCCAUGAGCAAGGCAUACAAUCUAAAUUGCUCUUUUAUCCUGCUUUCAAAUAAAUGGAAAUGCUAUGUGCAUUAAAAAAAAUAAAACAUGCGCACUGUAAACACAAGUUUGUUUUACGCUUACUGCCGUGUGCAAUAGACAAAAUUUUAUGGAUCCAAAAUUGGAUGGAUAAUGACAUAAUUGUAAAAGGGACUGAAUGAUCAACAUCAAGCAACCAAUCCAAAUGGCAUGGGAUCUACUUUGGUGUUGUAUAGAGAAAAAUGUACCAGGGUUUAGGGCAAGUUCCCAUAUGGUCCAAUUUAAACAGGAAUACAAUGUUGGAAAAUUGGGCUGGUGAAUUCAAAAUUUGAAUGAUUGUGUCAAACAGUGUUGUGUCCAAGGCUGGCUUGUCCUAGGCCAAGGCCGGAUCACCCAAAGACAAGGCCAAGGCCGAAUUGCCCAAGCUAAGGACAAGCCUUAGGCCAGAAUAACAGAUGAUGAUUGAGUGUUAUUCACAUUAUUGAUGGCCCCUUUACCAAAGAUUCAAAUGGGCUUUAAAUUUGAAAUUUUCAGAUUAAGCCACUUUCAUACCUGAAAUAACUACUCUAUGUAAACAGAUCAUAACUAUUUCAUUUAUUUAUUGAUGUAUCCCAUUUGCCACUUGCUAUCUAGGUAUAUCAAGAAUCCUCUGUAACCUUCUUUAGAAAAAAAAACCUGGGUAGCGAUAACCUUCUUAUGGUUAAAUGAGCUGCAGUAGCAUAAUUUUAUUAAGAAAAAAAUUACAAAAGCAAUAAUUUACAUUGUAUAUGUGACAAUAUGUAUAUUAGAUCUGAAUGUAGAUGUUUAGCAAAAAUAUGCACUUUGGUACAUUCCACUGAUGGUGAAGUAUUUUAAUUGCAUAUAUUUUAGAAUAGAGUUAAAUGUAGAUACAAUAAACAACAGGGGAUGUUUCACAAAGAUAGAAUGUGACUUAGAGUUAGAGUUGCACAUAACUACCCAGUUGCAUGUGGUAUAAUAGACAACACUUCAUUGGACAAAUGCUAAGAGAAUGCUACUGUGUAUUAACAAAAAGACUACAAGGGGAAAAUCGGACACUUCAGCAAUUUUUUGAAACACUUUUUAUUAAUGCUCAUGGGGAAGGGCGCCCUUAAUUAACUAGCGU
Molecule: messenger RNA, 4056 nt
Organism: Lytechinus variegatus (green sea urchin)
Lineage: Eukaryota; Metazoa; Echinodermata; Echinoidea; Temnopleuroida; Toxopneustidae
Product: sialidase-3-like
Exons: 9
Coding region: 529-1962 (477 amino acids)
Biological process (GO): ganglioside catabolic process; oligosaccharide catabolic process
Cellular component (GO): lysosome; cytoplasm; membrane
Molecular function (GO): exo-alpha-sialidase activity
Source: RefSeq, a predicted model, not a curated record